Ustilago hordei is the source of this 2886-nucleotide messenger RNA. Its product is annotated as putative Kinesin-1 motor protein. The transcript has a single exon. The record is from RefSeq and is a predicted model, not a curated record. The coding region runs from base 1 to 2886 and encodes 961 amino acids. Lineage: Eukaryota; Fungi; Basidiomycota; Ustilaginomycetes; Ustilaginales; Ustilaginaceae. Gene Ontology annotation, molecular function: microtubule binding; ATP binding; microtubule motor activity. Gene Ontology annotation, biological process: microtubule-based movement.
AUGUCCAAUAACAUCAAGGUCGUCUGUCGUUUUCGUCCGCCCAACUCGAUCGAGCAGCGCGAGGGAAGCGACAUUGUCGUUGAUUUCAGCCAUGACGGUUCCUUGGUCAAGAUGACUCGUGGGGCCUCCACCUCGGGUCCAGAAGCAGGCGGCUUCGUCUUCGAUCGAGUCUUCCCCAUGAACACCAUGCAGCGAGAUGUCUUUGAGUUCGGCAUUAAGGAGACCGUCGAUGACGUUCUCAACGGCUACAACGGUACCAUCUUCGCCUAUGGUCAGACUGGUUCCGGUAAGACCUUCACCAUGAUGGGUUCUGACAUCGACAAUGAUGACCUCAAGGGUAUCAUCCCACGUAUCACCGAGCAGAUCUUCGAAAACAUCAUGGCCAGUCCACCGCAUCUCGAAUACCUCGUCAAGGUCUCGUACAUGGAAAUCUACAUGGAAAAGAUCCGCGAUCUGCUCGCACCACAGAACGACAACUUGCAGGUGCACGAGGAAAAGAAUCGCGGCGUUUACGUCAAAGGUCUCUCCGACUUCUACGUCGGUGGUCAAGCCGAUGUCUACGAGAUCAUGCGUCAAGGUGGACAAGCUCGUGCCGUCUCUUCCACCAACAUGAACGCCGAGUCCUCUCGUUCACACUCCAUCUUCCUGAUCACCAUCCAGCAGCGUAAUACCGAGACAGGUAGUGUCAAGACCGGUAACCUCUAUCUAGUUGAUUUGGCUGGUUCCGAGAAGGUGGGCAAGACCGGCGCCAGUGGUCAAACGCUCGAGGAAGCCAAGAAGAUCAACAAGAGUCUCUCAGCGCUCGGUAUGGUCAUCAACGCCCUCACAGACGGCAAGUCAUCGCACAUUCCUUACCGUGACUCGAAACUCACACGUAUCCUGCAAGAAUCGCUCGGUGGUAACUCGCGUACUACACUCAUCGUCAACGCCUCGCCAUGUGUCUACAAUGCCGACGAAACACUUUCGACACUCCGAUUCGGUGUACGAGCCAAAAGCAUCAAGAACAAGGCACGAGUCAAUGCAGAACUGUCUCCUGCCGAGCUCAAAGCGUUGCUCAAGAAGGCCAAGGCCGACAACGAGAGAUACCAGCAGUACAUUGCCAACCUCGAGGCAGAGCUCAAAACAUGGCGUUCGGGCGGCAAGCUACCCGAAUCCGAAUGGGCCGAUGCCAGCAAGGUCGUUUUGGGUCAGGGUGCACCUGUCUCCACACCAUCAUUGGCAGCCACUCCCACAAGUCAGUCACGUCCGCUUACACCUGCUGUCGAGAACUUGCGCGAGCUUGCCUUGCGGCCCGAAACACCGUCGGCUGUGUCGAUCGACAAGGACGAGCGCGACGAGUUUUUGCGCAGAGAGAAUGAGCUCAGCGACCAGAUCGCAGAGAAGGAGGUGGCACUCAAGACGGCAGAGACAGCACUGCGCGAGGCUACACAAGAGCUUGCUUUCUAUCGCGAGCAAGAGGCUACGCUCUCCAAGGACAACAAGUCGAUGACCUCCGAGAUCAACGAGAUCAAGCUGCAGCUCGAGCGCGUCACCUACGAGCACAAGGAUGCCACCAUCACCCUCGACAUCCUCAAGGAGCAGAACAAGGAUCUUUCCACCGAGCUCGAAGAGCUUCGUAAGUCGCUUGCCGACACUGCCAAGAGCGUCAGGGACCCUUCGCAGGAGGGCAAGGAGCGCAAGAAGGCCGAGCGCAUGGCCAAGAUGAUGGCCGACUUCAACCAGGGCAUCGUCUCGGAGAAGGAGGAGCAGAUCCGCGACACACUCAGCAAGCUCGAAAAUGCAGGCCCCCGUGUUCUUUCUGCCGACGAUCUCUCUACUCUUCGCGAGCAGCUGCUCGAGUCGCAAAGCUUGGCACGAGAGCAAACCGAACGCGUUCGUCAGGCACACGAAGAGAACGAGCUGCUGCAUCAGCGACGACAAGAGCUCGAGAGCCGCUUCGCUACGCUCGAGGCCGAGUACGAGGAGUUGCUCGACAAGUCGAUCAAGGCGGAAGAGGCCAAUCACGUCAAUGUCGACAUCACCAUUCAGGAUCUCAAGGACAAGCUCGAAUCGCAAUACGCAUCAAAGCGUCAAGCACAAGCGAGCGAAAUCACCGACCUCAAGCGCCAGAUGGAGCUCAAGGCCAAAGAGAUUGCCGUGCUGUCGUCCAACAACGACAACCUCAAGAGCACCAACGAGGAGCUCAAGCGCGCCUUUGCUGUCACCACAGCGGGUGUCAAAGGCGGACGUAACCUGGCCGAGUCAGCACGCGAAUUGGAGCGUGUGCGCAAGACCAUGGCUGCACAGCUGUCCGAGUUUGACACGAUGAAGAAGUCGCUGAUGCGCGAUCUGCAGAACCGAUGCGAAAAGGUGGUCGAGUUGGAGAUCUCGCUCGACGAGUCGCGCGAGCAGUACAACAAUGUGGUGCGCAACAGCAACUCGAAAGCACAGCAGAAGAAGAUGGCGUUCCUUGAACGCAACUUGGAACAGCUCACCAAUGUGCAGAAGCAGUUGGUGGAGCAAAACAGCAGUCUCAAGAAGGAAGUCUCAAUCGCCGAGAGGAAGCUGUUGGCAAGGAACGAACGCAUCCAAGCAUUGGAACAGCACCUUAUGGACAGCCAGGAGAAGCUCAUGCUGCAGAACCGCAAGUUCGAGGAGCAGCUGCAGGCUGUCAAGGAACGCCUGCAUCAGGCCAACCAGAUGCGUGGACCUGCUGCAGCAGGUGCCGCACCAGGGCCCUUGGCCGGCUUUGGGCGUAUCGCCAAACCGUUGCGUGGUGGUGGACCCACAGCAGGUCCUCAGCCCGGCUCUGUCGCCGCGAGACAGGCAGCCUUUGGCAAUGCUGGUGUCGGACCGAACGACAACUCGCCCAAAGCCCGAUCCAGCUGGUUCUUCUCGUCCAAGUAA